UAGAUUUAUCAGCAUUGCAGCAGCAACCACAUCUAAGACAACAAUUCAGAAAAAUGCCAGCUGGACGUGUUGCCGGAAAGGCGGGUUAUUCCAACCACUACUAUAAUGGCCGCUCAUAUGUUGGCAUCAAUGAGGAGAUUAUGUGGGUUAGCAUUGGCAUGGGCAUAACCAUUGCCCUAUUGAUCACCAUUGCCCUGUGCUACAUUGCACGCGAAAAAUGUCAAAAGCGUCAACGAGAAUAUUAUGUGUCAGCAUAGCUGGCUUUAAAAUGUCAAUCCGAUUUGGCGACCAAGAGUAUCACCGCAACACCCGCCACAAC
This is a messenger RNA of Musca domestica (house fly), 319 nucleotides long. RefSeq lists its product as uncharacterized. The record is from RefSeq and is a predicted model, not a curated record. The coding region runs from base 54 to 257 and encodes 67 amino acids. The transcript has 2 exons. NCBI's taxonomy places the organism in Eukaryota, Metazoa, Arthropoda, Insecta, Diptera, Muscidae.